Molecule: messenger RNA, 5721 nt
Organism: Gavialis gangeticus (Gharial)
Lineage: Eukaryota; Metazoa; Chordata; Crocodylia; Gavialidae
Gene: ATP2A3
Product: ATPase sarcoplasmic/endoplasmic reticulum Ca2+ transporting 3
Exons: 22
Coding region: 178-3024 (948 amino acids)
Biological process (GO): calcium ion transmembrane transport; intracellular calcium ion homeostasis
Cellular component (GO): membrane
Molecular function (GO): P-type calcium transporter activity; ATP binding; ATP hydrolysis activity
Source: RefSeq, a predicted model, not a curated record
AAAUAUGCAGAACUCCCUGCUGAAGAAAGAAAGCCACUUUGGGAGCUGGUGCUGGAACAGUUCGAAGAUCUCCUUGUGCGGAUUCUUCUCUUGGCUGCCUUUGUUUCAUUUAUCCUGGCCUGGUUUGAAGAAGGUGAAGAGACUACGACUGCAUUUGUGGAGCCAGUUGUCAUCAUCAUGAUUCUCAUAGCUAACGCUGUUGUGGGAGUGUGGCAGGAGAGAAAUGCUGAGAGUGCUAUUGAAGCCCUAAAAGAAUAUGAGCCAGAAAUGGGAAAGGUGAUACGCACUGACAAGAAUGGAGUCCAGAGGAUCCGGGCUCGUGAUAUUGUACCUGGGGAUAUCGUGGAAGUGGCAGUUGGUGACAAGGUGCCAGCUGACAUCCGGAUCAUUGAGAUCAGAUCCACGACGUUACGGGUUGAUCAGUCCAUUCUGACAGGUGAAUCUGUGUCUGUGAUUAAGCACACUGACCCCAUCCCUGACCCCAGGGCUGUCAAUCAAGACAAGAAGAACAUGCUUUUUUCUGGUACCAAUAUUGCAGCUGGCAAGGCUGUUGGGGUCGUCAUUGCUACCGGGGUGUACACAGAAAUUGGCAAGAUCAGGAAUCAGAUGGUUGCAACUGAGCCAGAGAAGACACCAUUGCAACAAAAGCUGGAUGAGUUCAGUCAGCAGCUCUCCAAGGUCAUAUCACUGGUCUGCAUAGCCGUCUGGGUCAUCAACAUCAGCCAUUUCAGCGACCCAGUCCAUGGUGGGUCUUGGUUCCGGGGUGCUAUCUACUAUUUCAAGAUUGCCGUUGCUUUGGCUGUGGCAGCCAUUCCAGAGGGCCUUCCAGCUGUCAUCACCACUUGCCUAGCCCUGGGCACACGCCGCAUGGCCAAGAAGAACGCUAUUGUGAGGAGCCUCCCGUCUGUGGAAACGCUGGGCUGCACCUCGGUCAUCUGCUCUGAUAAGACUGGCACCCUCACCACUAACCAGAUGUCCGUCUGCAGGAUGUUUGUUGUUGAGAAGAUUGAGGGCAUCCACUGCAGCCUGCAUGAAUUCAGUAUCACAGGAUCCACCUAUGCCCCAGAAGGGCAGAUCCUGAAGGAUGAAAAGCCUGUUCGUUGUGGCCAGUAUGACGGUCUGGUGGAAUUAGCCACUAUCUGCGCUCUCUGCAAUGACUCCUCUUUGGAUUAUAAUGAGUCAAAGAAAGUCUAUGAGAAAGUGGGAGAAGCAACUGAGACGGCCCUGACCUGCCUAGUGGAAAAGAUGAAUGUCUUCAACACUGAUAUCAGCAACCUCUCUAAGGUGGAGAGAGCCAAUGCCUGCAAUUCUGUAAUCAAGCAGCUGAUGAAGAAAGAAUACACCCUGGAGUUUUCCCGUGAUCGCAAGUCCAUGUCCGUCUAUUGCACACCUGUCGGUCCCAGCCACAACUCUACUGGCAGCAAGAUGUUUGUCAAGGGAGCCCCUGAAAGUGUGAUCGAACGCUGCAGCUAUGUCCGCAUUGGCACCAACCGGGUUCCUCUCGCACCUUCUACCAAAGAGAAGAUAUUAUCCAGAAUCCGGGAAUGGGGAACUGGCAUUGACACCCUGCGCUGCCUGGCUUUGGCCACCCGGGACAGUCCUAUUAAGAAGGAGGAUGUGCAGUUGGAUGACUCCACCAAAUUCAUCAAUUAUGAGACUAACCUAACCUUUGUGGGCUGUGUGGGGAUGCUGGACCCUCCCCGCAAGGAGGUGUCUUCAUCCAUUGAGAUGUGCAGAAAAGCUGGCAUCCGAGUCAUCAUGAUCACAGGGGACAACAAGGGGACAGCUGUGGCCAUCUGCCGGAGAAUCGGGAUCUUCUCAGAGACCGAGGAUGUGACUGAUAAGGCCUACACUGGAAGAGAGUUUGACGAUCUCUCCCCAAAGGCUCAGCGUGAGGCCUGCUAUUCAGCUCGCUGCUUUGCUCGAGUUGAACCUGCUCAUAAGUCCAAGAUAAUUGAAUACCUGCAGUCUUUUGAUGAGAUUACAGCUAUGACUGGAGAUGGAGUCAAUGAUGCCCCUGCCCUGAAGAAGGCUGAGAUUGGAAUUGCUAUGGGUUCUGGUACAGCUGUGGCCAAGUCAGCGGCAGAGAUGGUGCUAUCUGAUGAUAACUUUUCCACCAUUGUGUCUGCUGUUGAGGAAGGCAGAGCCAUCUACAACAACAUGAAGCAAUUCAUCCGCUACCUUAUCUCAUCAAAUGUUGGCGAGGUUGUUUGCAUCUUCCUGACUGCUAUCCUGGGAUUGCCUGAAGCUCUGAUCCCAGUCCAGCUGUUGUGGGUGAACCUGGUGACUGAUGGGCUCCCUGCCACUGCUCUGGGAUUCAACCCCCCUGACCUAGACAUCAUGGAUAAACUUCCCCGCAACCCCAGGGAGCCUCUCAUCAGUGGCUGGCUUUUCUUCCGCUACCUUGCCAUCGGAGUAUAUGUUGGCCUGGCAACAGUGGGGGCAGCUACCUGGUGGUUUCUGUAUGAUGCUGAAGGGCCACAAGUUACCUUCUACCAGCUGAGAAACUUCAUGAGGUGCACAGAAGACAACCCCAUCUUCGAAGGAUUUGACUGUGAAAUCUUUGAGUCUCAUUACCCAACCACUAUGGCACUGUCGGUGCUAGUGACAAUUGAGAUGUGCAAUGCUCUGAACAGUGUGUCUGAAAACCAGUCGUUGCUGAGGAUGCCGCCAUGGCUGAACCUCUGGCUUCUCGGGGCUAUAAUCAUGUCCAUGGCACUGCACUUCUUGAUUCUUUAUGUGAAGCCUAUGCCUCUAAUCUUCCAGGUAACCCCCCUGAGCUGGCCACAGUGGGUGGUUGUACUGAAAAUUUCCUUGCCUGUUAUCCUGCUUGAUGAAGGACUCAAAUAUCUUUCCCGCAACCAUCUAGAAGGAAUUCUCAAGACAGUCAGAAACAUGUGGAAUGGGGAGCACCAGCUGAAAGCCUGCAGGACUCCAGAUCACACAGGAAGAAGACAAGAAAUGAAUGACACAAAGGAAGCUCACUAUCUAAAUAAAGGAACCCUAAGCUGCAACUCGGACUGAAGUCUUGCAUGCGUGACCAUGACUAGAAGCCAGCAGGACAUGCAUGUGUCCAACUAUCAGACUAAUGCGGGUGAAUUGUCGAAAAGAAAAAUACUGAUUUGUUUCGUUUCGUAGCUUUUAUUUUUUUUUUUUUUCCUGUAUAUAAUGGUGCAAUUACUGGACAGCUAAAUUAUGGUUUGGGGAUGGAACUAUAUGUAACUGAGUCAUUGUAACACAGCUCUUUGGGGAUCUAUUCAUGAAAAAUUAGUGACACUUCUUAAAAAUAGCCCUCGAGAGCGAGGUCAGCAAGCAUCCUUCACUUGGUGACAGCACAGUAGGAGGAAAAGCCAUGAUAUCAAAAUGGUUUGUGGAAUCGGUGCGUGAGAAAUGCCAGGGGUGCGUUCCAGAGCUGAAAAAGAUGGUGCGGCAUGGCAAAAAUGGGCACCAAGAAAACACUGGCCAGCUGCAUGGAAGGACAGGAAGGAUAAGUGAAAGAGGCACAUAAGAUGCAGAAGUUCAUGCUGGCUGGCCUCCAGUUGAGCAGACUUGUGUCCACCAAAGCCAUAGGAACUAGAUGGCAGUGCUGUUGCUUUGACAGCCAUGCUACCUAGCUGCCCAACUUUAGUAGCAUACAUCAUCAAGAUAGUUUCAGUGUAUGGACAUAGAUAUCCUGUGUCCUGAUAGAAUUACUAGUAGUGUGCAUGCUGCAGAUGUGCACUUCCAGAGAUUUGUGUGGUUGCAACUGUAGAUUUCCCCUUCCUCCCCCUUUGUUUGUUUUACUGUGUUGUUACUAUCUUCUCUCCAUGUUGAAAAUCUUGAAUCUUCUCAGGCUCAUUAGACACCAAAUGUGGCUUAGUUCUCUUGUCCUUCCUCUUCUGUAUGACCUCAUUAAAUCUCUUCCUGUGCUUUCAGUUGGAAACAUUUCCAUGUACAGUAAACUUUUACGACAAAACAUGGGAAUGAUGGAUUUUAGAACCAACCACAUCUACUGCCCAUUCUUGAUCAAGCUUUCUGACCAAGCACGUUUUUUUAAAUAAUUGUACAGAAAGUAGAACAUGAGACUAAUUCUCAGAUGGCAGUUGAGCAUUAGUUAAUAAUAUUAGCUUUGGGGGACACCUCUUGUUCCCUUGUGAUCUUCUUUACCAUUCUUAAAAUCAGUGCUAUGCCUCCAACAGGGGAAACAAAUGUCCACAUAAUAAAGCCCCAUUCCCUGAGCACUGUCACUUGUGGACUCCCCUGUAAAGGCACUUUCUUUAUUUCUGUCCUUCGAGAUUGUUUUCCAGUAGAAGAGUUGUGCAGAUGAUGUUUUGCAUAGUAGCAUUAGGUUGUGUGUACCAGUAGAUUGGACCUGAUCUGUCAAAGUCCGUGUUGCACCAGCUGAGGGCUUGGCUGUAAAUACAGCCAGCUGCUUUUCCAGCUCUCUAAAUACUCCCACUUCCUCAUUCCUCCCUUUCCUCAGAGCCCUGUCCCGAUGAUACUCAGUUAGCAGGAGUCAGCAGCUUUUCCUUCUUUCUAAACUUCAACCUUGUGUACACUAUGGCACUAGGGCCGAGUAAUGCUUUUGAUAUCAUUUUUCUCUGUUACUAUUCUGAUCAGGUUUUGUGUUUUCUUUUUAAAAACCUCCAAUGCUUUUUUUUUGGUUCUCUUUCACAUGUGGCUGUACUUCGACCAGCUGGCCACAUAAUGUACAGUAUGUGCCUAACACCAUCCCUUCCUUUUUUUUUUUUUUCUCCAUCACCAGCAUUGAAAAAGAUGGGUAGUGCCCCAGACCAGUGGGAAUGUACAGACUUGUUAUACUACUGAGCUGAUUCAAUUGUACAGAAAACAUUGCAUGAAAAUGUUGUUACUGUAUUUAAUAUAUAAUGUAUUCAAGGAAUUUUAAUAUGGAGCUCUUUACAAAUAUAUCUUUAUAGAUACUGUGCGGUUACAGGAAAGUCAUUCACCGGAAAAAUUUCUAUUCACUGUCCUGGAGAAUUUCUCUCCUAAUGUGUCACAUUCAAGUUGAUUUAACUGGUGAUUUCACAGGCUGACUGAUUGCUUCUCAGAGGCCGGUUGCACUAACUCACCCAGCAUGGCCCACACACUGACUAAGCCUUCAAGGAACUGGUGCACAAGGGUGAAGUCCACCUUUCACUGCACCCCUUCUCCCCCAGCCCCCUGUGUUUUUUGGGAAGGGGGGGUGGUUUCAGAACAGGCUGGUAAAUAAUAACCAGUAGCAACGUAAUCCAAGAUUAACGAGCUAAUUUCUGCCUUCAUGUGAAUGAAUGGAUUGCCUUCAGGGGAGAUGUUUCUGCUAUCCCAUUGUUGAAAUUGGUCUAUAACAUCCUGGUCAUCCUUUCUUUUGCAGGGGAGGAGGGAAUGAAGGGAGAGGGUGUCCAGAAAGUCUUGUCCAGCCAGGUUUGCAAGCUGCUUCAUCUGUAAAGCCCCCCUUGCUGGUAUGCAUUCACAUCCAGCAGAGAUCAGUGCUGGGUUGGACCUCUGAAUCAGAUCUUCAGCUGGUAUGAAACAGUGGCCCCACUGGAAUGACCCUGAUUUGCAGCAGCUGGGGAUCUGGCCUGGGUGGUGGGGUUUUUUUUUUUGUUGUUUUUUUUUUUUAGCCUAAAUGUGUGCUUUUCUUUUCCUAAAACAUUCAAUGGCCUUAUUCUGAGCUCUGUAAUGUAAAGUGUCUUUAAAAAAAUGAAAGCAAGGCUGUGUCAUGGGUAUGUGAGAAGCAGAGGU